CUGUUAUCAAGAUGGCGCUGCGGCCAGGAUCUGGGGGAGGCGGCAGUUUUAUGUAUCCUGUUGGAGGCGGCCUGGGACCGCCACAAGGCAUGGUACCCAUGCAGCAGCAGCUGCAGCAGCAGCAGCAACAGCAGCAACAGCAGCAACAGCAGGGCUUCCCUAUGGUUCCGGUCAUGCAGCCGAACAUGCAGGGCAUGAUGGGAAUGAACUUUGUGGGACAGAUGCCCCCAGGAGCCAUCCCUAUGCAGGGAGGGAUGGCUAUUGGGAUGCAGACCCCUGGGAUGCAGUUCAUGGGUCAGCCACAGUUUAUGGGCAUGAGACCUGCUGGACCCCAGUACACUGCGGACAUGCAGAAGCAAAUGGCAGAGGAGCACCAAAAACGUCUGGAGCAGCAGCAGAAGAUGCUGGAGGAGGACAGGAAAAGAAGACAAUUUGAGGAGCAGAAACAGAAGCUAAGGCUGCUCAGCAGUGUCAAACCCAAGACAGGAGAGAAGAGCCGCGAUGAUGCCUUGGAGGCAAUCAAAGGAAACCUUGAUGGCUUCAGCAGAGACGCGAAGAUGCACCCCACUCCAUCAUCACAGACCAAGAAGACAGACUCAUCGCCACCACACGCGCCUGUCACCACUCACUCCCUCCCCCCAGCUUUGUCCGAGGAUAAUGAUGAGUUUAGUGACUUUCAGGGGCCUGUAGAUGCCCCCGCCUCCUUCCCUCCGUCCUCCUCCACCUUCGGCCUCUCUUCUCAGGCCCUCGUCCAGCCUUCAUCCUCUGCCCCCACAACAGGUUUCUGUCAGGACGAUGACGAUUUUAGUGACUUUGUUCAGGGUCCUCUAAAUGCUUUCCCUCUCUCCAACUUGCAAAUGUCCUCUGAGGCCCAAGUCCAACCUUCAUCUCCUUCCCUGAAGGCAGGUCUGUCCUCCUCCUCUCCCUCUUCCCUCCCUAAGUCCCUCCCUGCCUCUGUGUCCAUUCCCUCUGACACCCAACACUCUGCUGUCAACACGAGCUCCCAAUCUACAUUUCAAGGCCCGUCCCUGGAAGAGAAGUUAUUCUCCUCAUACGAUCUUACUGCUGAUAAGACGGCACAGGUUAGCUUUAAAUCCAAGCAGAGUUUGGCUGAAAUGGGUCCUAGAACUAAAGUUUCAACCCAGUUUCACACCAGCACUAAAGCGAGGAACUGGGCUGCGGCCCCUGAGGACUUGAGUUGUGUCUUCAUCGCAGAAAAGCUCCCUGAGGUCCCGGUGUCAGCACCCAGCGCCCCCCCAUCAGCUGCUGACUCGUCUCCUCAAACCAGUAGUGACAGUGCAGGUGUUGGCGUGUACCCACAACAAGAGCACAUCCAGCCCAUGCUGCCAGCCUGGGUUUACAAUGACAGCCUCAUCCCAGAAAUGUUCCAGAAGGUUCUUGAAUUCACCAUGACCCCAGCAGGGAUAGACACAGCCAAGCUCUACCCAAUACUGAUGUCAUCAGGUCUUCCUAGGGAAGCACUGGGGCAAAUCUGGGCGUCAGCCAACCGCACAACACCUGGCAUGCUGACCAAGGAGGAGCUUUAUACUGUACUUGCACUAAUUGGUGUGGCGCAGAGUGGCCUCCCAGCAAUGAAUGUGGAAAUCCUCAGUCAGUUCCCUUCUCCACCGGUGCCCAACCUGCCUGCCCUGGCUAUGGCCAUGGCACCCGUCAUGCCCCAGCACCAGCAGCCCAUGAUGACCAAACCCCCGGUCUCCAUGGCCAUGGGCAUGCCCACACCAGCACCACCAGUCAUGACCAUGAAACCCACAGCACCGGCUCCAGCUCCCUCAAACACUAAUAACUUCAUCGCCAGUUUCCCUCCUGCACAGGGGACCAAAGCCGAUGACGAUGACUUCCAGGACUUCCAGGAAGCUCCAAAGGCAGGAGCAGGAGACCAGGCCUUCACUGAGUUUCAGGGGGAGUCAGGUGGAAGUUUCCCCACCACCAUCGCACCUCAGCAUCAAAACAGUGCGCCUGCCAUGCUGACUCCAGUGUCUGGUUCCUCGUCCGCCUCCAUCACGUCCUCUGAUAAGUACGCUGUCUUCAAACAGCUGUCUGUGGAUCAGCCUGCAGAGCCUCCACCCCCUGCCUCAGAUAUUGGAGACAAAUACAGUGUGUUCAGACAGCUCGAGCAACCUGCUGACAAGAAACCAGUCGGGGAAGGAUUUGCAGAUUUCAAGUCCGUCAGCGCUGAUGAUGGCUUCACAGACUUUAAAACCGCCGACAGCGUCUCUCCAUUAGACCCUUCAGACCAGGCCAAGAUCUUUCAACCUGCCUUCCAUUCUGCUUUCCCAACCUCUCAGUCUCUACAACAACUACCACAGCAGCAGCAACAGCCAGCAGUGUGUCUUUCUCAGCCCAAAAAUCCUCUCAACAUGGCCGACAUGGACCUUUUCUCUUCUAUAGCUCCAUCUGUUCCUGCCCCCGCUGAGACAAAACCCAGCACAUUCCCCUCAGUGUCUGUGCCCCCCUCUCUAGUGCUCCUACCAGGUGGAGCCAAACCUCCAGGGGGAGGUACAGAUGAUUUUGGUGAUUUUAGCCUUUUUGGCUCGGCCUCUGAUGCUGCUCAAGCUUCAGCAGCAGGAGGAGCUGUGGCAGCGCCUCAGGACGACUUUGCAGACUUCAUGGCAUUUGGCAGUUCUGGUGGGGAGCCUAAAGGCGAGAGCAGCAGUGUGGGGGUCCAAGGGGAGACCUCCACUCAGCAGCGGCCUCCGCAGGGCUCAGACAAGUACGACGUAUUCAAACAGCUGUCUCUGGAGGGAGGCCUGGCCUACGAAGAGACUAAGGAGAGUGGCGGUGGCUCCUUCUCUUCCCUCAAGAGUGACACUGACGACUUUGCCGACUUUCAGUCCUCAAAGUUUUGCACAGCGCUCGGGGCUUCGGAAAAGACUCUCGUGGACAAGGUGGCUGCUUUCAAACAGGCCAAAGAGGACUCUGCCUCUGUCAAGUCCCUCGACCUCCCGUCCAUCGGGGGCAGCAGCGUAGGAAAGGACGACUCCGAGGACGCACUCUCAGUGCAGCUGGACAUGAAGCUCUCGGACAUGGGCGGAGACCUGAAACAUGUGAUGUCGGACAGCUCUCUGGAUUUGCCAGGUCUCUCGGCCCACCAGCCCCCCGCUACAGAAGGAGACGACAAAUUUGACCCCUUUGGGACGUCGGCCCUCAGCACUCUGGCCAGCUAUGACUGGUCAGACCGGGAGGACUGUCUGCCCGGUGAGGUCAGAAAGCCGCAGGGCUUUGAAGGAACUUCCCUUCCAUCUUUAGCUCCAGCACAGAGGAAGGACCUGACCUUUGGAAGCACCGAAAACACCACAAGCAGCUCCGUAGCAAAGAUCCCGACCUCCUUCCCCGCCGAGGACAGCUCCUCCACAGAUGACAAGUUUGAAGCCUUUGCUGAUUUUGGCUCCGGUGACCAGGGAGGUGUCGAUGACGAGGAUGACUUUGGGGACUUUGCCAGUACUGUUUCUGAAAAGUCUGACUCGCCCGCCGCCACCACUGAGGCCGGCUCCGAGGGAAACCAAAGUGAGGCCUCCGAUGAGUUUGCAGCUUUCCAGGCGGACAAGCCUAAGUUUGGCAAGUCUGACUUCCUCAAAGCCAGCGCUCAGACCAAAGUCAAGUCCAGUGAGGAGAUGAUUAAGAACGAACUGGCAACCUUUGACUUGUCUGUUCAAGGGUCCCACAAACGCAGUCACAGUUUGGGCGACAAGGAGAUUGGGCGUUCGCCCCCGUCUCCGGCUCCAGAGCAGCCCUUCAGAGACCGAUCCAACACCCUGAGCGAGAAGCCCGCCCUGCCUGUCAUCAGAGACAAGUACAAGGACCUGACUGGGGAGGUGGAGGAGAGCGAGCGUUACGCAUAUGAGUGGCAAAGGUGUCUGGAAAAUGCUCUGGAGGUCAUCACCAAAGCCAACAACAUCCUGAACAGCAUCAGCAGCUCCUCUGUCUGCACCGAGGUCAUCCAGUCCGCUCAGGGCAUGGAGUACCUGCUGGGCGUGGUGGAAGUGUAUCGCGUCACCAGGCGCGUGGAGCUGGGCAUCAAGGCGACGGCCGUGUGCUCCGAGAAGCUGCAGCAGCUGCUGAAGGACAUCAGCCGCGUGUGGAACAAUCUCACGGGCUUCAUGUCUCUGGCCAAGCUCGCUCCUGAUGAAAGCUCCCUCGAUUUCUCCUCCUGUAUUUUGAGGCACGGCAUCAAGAAUGCAAAGGAGUUGGCAUGUGGGGUGUGUCUGCUCAACGUCGAUGCUCGCAGCAAGAACAAAGAAGAAAGCGCUAUUGGACGUCUGUUUAAACGAGCCUUCAACUCGGAGACGGACAACUUCAAGCUGCUGUACGGGGGCCACCAGUACCACGCCAGCUGUGCCAAUUUCUGGAUUAACUGUGUGGAGCCCAAACCCCCCGGCCUCAUACUGCCUGACCUGCUCUGAGCUCUGGGCUGCAGCUGCCAUGACAACAGGGCACCGGUUAAUCAACAUCAGAUAGGUGGACCGACGACGGGUCUCGCACUGCACGGGCUCCCACCUCAGACAGAAGGACGCUUAAAGUCACUGGAGUCCUCUGUAUUUAUUUGUUUUUUAUUCUGCAAUCUCUCUUUUGUCACAACUCUGCUGUCUCAGAUCUGGUUUAAGAUCGCUGUCGUUAUUGUUACUCUUCUGUCCACAUAAAUUACCUAAACAUAUGUCGUAUUUUCACUGCUGAAAAAGAGUCAAUAUUACUAAAUAAUCAUGUGACUCAUUUACAUUAUAAGGUGUGCUAUAUCAUUAAAAACACUGGAAGAAGAAGUCUGUAAACACCUUUUCUUUAAUGUCGCUUGUUGCUUUGCUUCCGUUUGAGAGGAUUUGUAUUCAUGACUUCUUUUCUUCCCAUCAAACCAGAGCUGUUGAAUCAUACGCCUGUUAUUGUACUUGAAUUACAUUUGUUGGUCGGGUCUGUUUGAUGAAACUCUGUAGCUGUUACAGCUUUAAUAUGAAAUCUUUAACAUUUAAACCAAGGCAGGUGUCUACCUUUUAAUGAAUUGUGUUGAAUUGACUGCGUUGAAUGUUUUUUUGCACUGUUGAGGAGAUUUCCGCGCCUCUUUGGGUAUUUAAAUUGUAUAUUUUAUAGGGAGAAAAAGUUGUGAUUUCGGGAUCUGAAGGGAACCAUGUUAACGGUUUUGUUUUUGUGUCUUGGUGUUGUGUGCAACUAGAGCUGAAUGUCUGGAAGAAGUUGACUGAUUCUGAACUAAGAUUGCAGCAGCACUUUUUGUAUAUAACAGUGUCAUGCUGUAGCAUUGUAAUUAUGACCAUAGACUGUAUAUACAGUCUAUGAUGAUGACCAACUGUAAAGUGAAUUUGAUGUAAAUAAAUAUGCAUUCAGUUUA
Molecule: messenger RNA, 5353 nt
Organism: Cottoperca gobio
Lineage: Eukaryota; Metazoa; Chordata; Actinopteri; Perciformes; Bovichtidae
Gene: synrg
Product: synergin, gamma
Exons: 23
Coding region: 12-4421 (1469 amino acids)
Cellular component (GO): clathrin coat of trans-Golgi network vesicle
Molecular function (GO): protein binding
Source: RefSeq, a predicted model, not a curated record